AUGAUCAAAUAUUUUACAAGUUACUUGGUAAAAAAAAAAGGAAAGCUGAAGAAUUGUAUAUCCGAACUGAAUGUACAAAAUAAUAUCUAUAAAUCUGACAAUGAAAUUAUAGUUGGAUGGAAACAUCAUUUCAACAAAUUAGCUCAACCAGCAAUUGAUCCUGAAUAUGACGACGAAUAUUACAAACAGUUAGCAUUAGAUCUAGACAAUAUAAUUGAUAUAUGUAAUAAUCAAACUAAUACCAUCUCUGUAACCGAAAAAGAUGUUCAAGACGCCAUAAAUGGAUUGAAAAUAAACAAAUCUCCAGACAUUUAUAGCAUAUCCUCUGAAAAUAUCAAAUAUGGUGGGGAAAAGCUGCAAACAGUAAUAACAAAUAUGAUAGUAUCAUCAUUUAAAUUAGGAUUAAUACCUGAAAUACUUAAAAUGGAUCUCCUCACUCCUGUAUUCAAGAACAAAGGAAGUAACAAGAAUGCUACCAACUACAGAGGGAUUACUAUCAUGCCAAUACUGCUGAAACUAAUUGAGUCUGUAGCAAAGGCUAAGGUCCAACCUAAAAUAUUGAAAGAACAAAAUAGGCUACAAAGAGGAUUUACUGAGAACUCAGCUCCAAUGAAUUGCUCCUUCUUCAUUGAAGAAUUUAUUAGAGAAUGCAGGGAUGCUGGUAAAAUAAUAUAUAUAGCGCUUCUAGAUGCUAAAUCGGCAUUUGAUGUGGUAACCCACGAGAGUAUCCUACGAAAGCUAUACAUAGCAGGUGUAGAUGGACUACUAUGGAAACUUAUACAUAGUCUUCACAUGGACUCUAGCAGUGUAGUUAAAUUUAAUGGUCUAAUAUCUGAACCAUUCUCAAUAUGUCAAGGCGUAAAACAAGGUGGUAUACUGAGCUCUGACCUGUACAAGCUGUACAUCAACAAUCUCCUAACAGAUAUCGGGUAUUCUGGAUUAGGAGCAAAAAUAGGAUCUAUUUGCUGCGCAGCUCCAACUUGUGCAGAUGAUGUGGCACUAAUGAGUGACAACCCCGAGGAACUACAGGUACUCAUUAACAUGGCAUACAACUACAGUCGAAGGGAGAGAUAUAAGCUUCAACCAGUGAAGAGUGUUAUUCUACCAGUAUAUCCAAAUCGUAGAAAACAGAAAGAACCUUCCUUUCCAUGGAGUAUAGGUAACUCAAUAAUGCAAAUAGUUAGCCAAACAACCCAUAUGGGGGUCUUGCGCACAUCAAAACCAGAUGAUCCUAAUCCGUUGUAUGAAAACGUUAAAAAGGCUAGACGAGCCAUGUACAGUCUUAUGCCAGCUGGUUUGCAUGGGAAAAAUGGACUGGACAUACAGUCAUUACUACAUAUAUUUAACAUCUAUGUCAUCCCUGUACUUCUGUACGGCCUGGAAUUAGUAACUCCUACAGGAAAAAACUUUGAUAUUAUUGACAUAUUCCACAAAAAAUGUAUAAAGCAGUUACUUUCUUUACCAACAAGUACAGCUACGCCCGCCAUAUACAAUCUGUCUGGACAACUACCAAUAGAGGGUCAAAUACAUAAAAAGAUCUUGUCAUUAUUUGGAAAUAUAUCUAGACAACCACAUGAUAGUUUAGAAAAACAAAUUGCAUACAGACAACUACUUAUGAAAACGGAUGAUAGUCACAGCUGGUUUAUCAUUGUUAAAACGAUUCUAGCGAAAUACAACUUACCAUCAGCUUUACAUGUAUUAGACAGUCAAAUUCAAAAAUUAAAAUGGAAGACCAUGGUAAAUAAAGAAGUAUCAAAGUAUUGGAAACAUUUUAUCGAGGGUCAUUGUAAACUAUACCCCUCACUAAAGUAUUUAAAUAUUCAAUAUAUACCAGGGAAGACACAUGUAUUAGUAAACCUAUCUGCUAGUAAUUCCAUGCAAGAAGCUAUGAGAAUACCCGUAAAAUUAAGAAUAGCAACAGGAAGUUAUAUACUCAUGGCUGACAGAACAAAGCAUUCAAAAAACAAAGGAUUAUUGGGAACUUGUCCUUUGUGCCAAACAUCAGAUGAAACCUUGGAACAUUUCCUACCGCUUGUCCAGCGCUGUCGAACCAGAGAAAAUCAAUUUUGA
Molecule: messenger RNA, 2070 nt
Organism: Mytilus trossulus (common blue mussel)
Lineage: Eukaryota; Metazoa; Mollusca; Bivalvia; Mytilida; Mytilidae
Exons: 1
Coding region: 1-2070 (689 amino acids)
Source: RefSeq, a predicted model, not a curated record